Galleria mellonella (greater wax moth) is the source of this 5565-nucleotide messenger RNA. Its product is annotated as zinc finger protein 585B-like. NCBI's taxonomy places the organism in Eukaryota, Metazoa, Arthropoda, Insecta, Lepidoptera, Pyralidae. Gene Ontology annotation, molecular function: RNA polymerase II cis-regulatory region sequence-specific DNA binding; DNA-binding transcription factor activity. Gene Ontology annotation, biological process: regulation of transcription by RNA polymerase II. The record is from RefSeq and is a predicted model, not a curated record. Bases 291 to 2063 code for a protein of 590 amino acids. The transcript has 12 exons.
AAUAUUUCGAAAGUUUUGGCGCGUAACAAUUUAAUAAUUUACAACUUUAUGAGCACCAUUGUUUUUUAGUUUUUAGUACCAAUAGAAUUUUUUAAUAUGAUAAAGUUAUUUAAGUGUUGUAGACUAUAUUUGGAAUUCAGGUAGAGAAUUUUGAAUCAAUGUGGAGUAAGGUAAAGCCACCCCUCCUAACGGUCCGAAGUGGGGUCCCCUCCCCUCCUGUAGGGGAUGUUAGGGUAGACAAAGGGUAGUCACCCCUAUACAGAGGGGAGCUCGGGCCUUGGGCGAACUCCAUGGGUAGGGGUAGGGAUCACUAUUUCAAGUUUGGGUUUUUUUCACCCCCUAUUCAAUUCACAGACGACGGCGUAAGCACAAGUUUUGUAAGUAGACAGGUUUUUACAUUCAAGAACUAUUAUAAAUACAUAAUGGAGGAUGAUUUUGAAGAUUCUAUACUACAGGCUAUCAAGAGUAGCUAUCCAUCAAAGAACAAACUGGCUAUCAUAUUAAAAGAUCAAGAUGGUAUGACACAGUACUGUUGUGUUACAUGCCCUAAGAAAUAUACGGAAAAGGAAAAAUUAGAGUUACACUUAUGUGUGCAUACUAAGCAGUACAAACAUAUAUGUGGAAUCUGUGGAACGGGGUUAAAACGUAAAGAACACUUAGAUAGACACACACUGGAACACCAGGAGUUCAGGCCGCAUGUGUGUCCACAGUGCGGUAAAGCUUUCAAACGGAAAGAACAUCUAAACAUUCACAAGGCCAUACACAGCGGGGACAAGAAUCUCGCUUGUACAAUAUGUGGCAGAUCGUUUUACCGAAAGGACCACUUACAAAAGCACCUACAGACCCACAGCAAGACGUUUGUUGAACAAAACUUGCAGAUUGGGAACGAUGAAUCACUAAUGGAUAUCAAGCAAGAAAUGACUGAUGAUUACAUGAUGCCAUUUAUCAAUAUGAAUGGUGAUAUGGAAUAUGAGGAGCUCGAAGAUUCGUUUAAUUUUAACGAAACCCUAGAACCUAUAGUAGCGAUAGAAAGCAAAAUAGAGGACGACAGACCGUUUGGUUGCCAUCUGUGUGGCAAGACUUACAAGAGGAAGGACCAUUUGAAGUUACACAUUGCAACCCAUAACAGAAAGGAGCAACCGUGUUCAGAGUGCGGGAAAGUAUUCUACAACACGGAGAAACUGUUCAACCAUAUGAAGACGCACAUGCAACAGUACAGCGCUGGGAACGGUAGCGGCUCCCCAACGCACGCUGGACGAGGGGACGCCGACUUACUCAUAGAGAACACUUUGGACCUGUUAAUAGAGAAGCCGAUGAACCCGCAGACCACGAAAGCAGACCGGCCCCACGAGUGUCAUAUAUGUCACAGGAAGUUCAAACGGAAACAGCAUCUAAAAGUGCACGGGAACGUGCACCAGCGACAGCAGGCCACUAUAUGGUGCUCGCUCUGUAAAGAAGGAUUUGUCAGCAACCAUCAGUUUGAGACCCAUGUGUGUGUGGUGAAUCAGGACGGCAGUGAAAAUGGUGACACAACGCCGGCAAACACAACGCAAGAGGCCAAGAAAGAGAAUAAAUACCCCUCGGACUGCAUACAAGUGGUAAUGGAUGAGGGCGAUCAGGAGUCGUCUGCGAUGCUGGUAGAGGAGGAGCAGCUACCGGUGCCGCAGCGCGUCUUCGUGUGCAAAUACUGCAGCAAGCCGUUCAAGCGCAAGGACCACUACAAGAUACACCUGCAUAUACACACCGGCGUCAAGUCGUUCUUCUGUCCGGAAUGUGGCAAAGGUUUCUAUCGCAAAGAUCACCUACAGAAGCACGUGUUAGUUCACACCAAAUCGAAGCCCAGACCAAAGAGAGAUUUGCCAGAUCUGUAUCCUAUCAGCAUGCUGCCAAAGAAGAGUCAAGUCAAGCCCGAGAUUACAAUACAUGCUCCCUCCAACACGAAACUACGUGUACCUCUUCAAAUCAAAGUACCAUACCAAAUGGUAAUGUCUAUGGACAACGGGGAGCAACGGGCAGUCACCAUCAACCCACAAACAGAUUCCAGUCAAGAAGAAGAUAUGUAAAAAGCGAACCCAUAUAAAAAUUAAAAUAAAACUGUACCAAAAUUAUGUCUUUGCCUAACUACUAAACUGUAAAAAGUACGCUGUAAUUUUGUUUUAAAAAUUGAAAAUAGAAUAAGAAGAAUAUUUAUUUAAAUAAAUGUGUAUGCAAGCUUUUUUUUUAUUGCUGAAGUUAUUUUUAUGGUUGCUAUAUUUGGUGAACUUAACUAAGUUAUUUAACCUGUAAGUUGUAUACUCAUAUCAAAUGCAUCCUUCGUAGUUGCUAUAGCUCGUCAACUUUGUGGGAGAUACGUCUCGCCUUAGCGAAUGAGUAAAAGUGUGUAUAAUGGGAAAUACAUACAUUCAUAUAUGUAUAUAUUAUAACAGAAGUAUACGAAAGUUGACGCGCUAUAUCACUACGGUUAUUAAGCGCAAAUUAGCAUUGUGUUAUUAGUGAGAUGUGACCAGUUUCAAACAAUUAUGUCAAAUAUAAAUCUCUAGUUAAUUUUAAUCGUUCGCAUUGUUUACAUAUGUAUUUUUAAUUCACAAUCGGGACUUAACGCAACGCGUUACAGGAAAAUAGUAUCUAUAUACCUGUCUAUUUUUAUUGUCGUUAUUUCGACGUGGAUUGCACCACGUCGUGGUUAUGACAGGAUUGAAGUCUGCAGUGUUUUCUUCUGGCAGCCCGCGCAGUUUAUUCAGUCAGAAGAGGGAGACUUUGUACAAAAGUCGAUUGCUUGGGUACCUCUGUCCCAUUCGUGUUUCUACCGUGAAGCAGUUGUGUUUGCAUGGCUGUGUUUCGGUUUGAAGGAUGAGAUAUGGCGUGAAUUUACUGGGUACAGAGGAAUAACACCUAAGUCCUCAGGAAUGGCAACGCAUGGGGGAUAUCAUGGGCGAAACAGUAUACUCUGUUAUGUCCAUGGUACAGCUCAUGUUUAUAGGCGACGGUUAUCACUUUCCAUCAGGUGGGCCGUCAGCUUGUUUGCCAUUCUAAGUUGUAUAAAAAAAAUCUCUAAGAUCCACUCUACACACAGUAUCCACAUUGCGUUCAAUACUUAGAUUAUAAAGUAUUUAUAAUUUUUAAUAUAUUUUAUUAUUAUUUUCUUGUACAGCGCUUUUUCUUUUUAUAAAACUAAUGCCAUUAAGUAUUUAGUUACAUAAUCGUGAUGUGAAAUAAAUGUAUCAUGUGACAUCGUCACCGUCAUAUCAGCCGUUAACUGUCCACUGCUGAACAUAGGCCUCCCCCAUAAAGAGGAACCAUGUUUGGUUUGGGAAGUUGCGCGUGCGCAUAGCUCUCUGAAAAUUAAUUCAAGUAUCUGAGUCAUGUUGUUAGUUAUUGAAACUAGUUUCGAAAUACAACUACAAUUAAUUUAUUUAUUUAGUUCUUUAAAAAAGGGAUUAAAAGGUUAGUUCAGGGUCGGCAAUACACGCGUGAUGGCCCUGGUAUUGCAGGCAUUCAUAGGCUACGGUAACCGCUUACAAUCAGGUGUAAAAAAAAUAAUUUAUAUCAUAAAACUGGUUACAUGUGCAUGAUGCAUGCAAUUAGUAUCUCGUAUGUAACUCAAGUUUAGCACAUAUCAUUAUAUUGUAUAUAAAAUCAAUGUAUAAAGAUUGUGACUAUAUAUGUCUAUAGGUCAUAUUAUAUCAAAUAUUUGAUUUUCUAAUAUAGAUUUCACCAGUUAAUUAUUGUGAAAUUAUGUUUAAAUGGAACACGUGAAUCUGAUUACGUAACUUUGUAUCUCCAUUUAUUAUAUUCAUAGAACACUAUAUUUUGAUUGUUUUCACUAAAUCUCUUAUCGUAAAGUUAAGAUGUUAUAAAAUAAACCAUUUCAACUAAAUAGGUAUUCGUUGGAGUCUAUCUGUGGCAUCAUACUCUAAACCUAAAAUUUAAAUUUAAAAUUUAUUUUUAAUGUUUCUAAAAUUUAAAUUUAGUAUUAGAGCAAAACUCUAAGGUUUAAUAUGAUCGAAAUUGCAAAUAAUUUGGACUUAAAUUUAUUAAGAAAAUUAGUUAAAUCAAAAUAAAGAUUUUGUUCUAAUAUUAAAUUGAUAUUUUUAUUGUAGAUAUAUAUUUAGAGAACGUGGUGCUACAGAUUCGAUCCUAUUUCAAUUUUUUAUUAUUUUUUUGAUAUUUUAAUUGAAACUAAACUCUACGUAAGCGUAUUGUGUCUUUUUCUUAUGGUUAAGGAACGGAAUUCUCUCACUUUGUAGGUUUUUCAACCACAUACAAUCUCGGUACCUGUGUCCCAAUUAUGAUUCUGCAAUAAAGCAGUUGUUUGCAUGGCUGUCUACUCUGUUAUGUCCAUGGCACUGUUCAUGUAUAUAGGCGACGGUUACCACUUUCCAUGAGGUGGGCUGUCAGCUUUGCCAUUCUAAUUUGUAUAAAAAAUAUUAUAUGAAUAACCGAUAUGUGAAUAGGCUAUUCAUGAGCCAUCAGCUCCAUCUUUGACCUCAUUCAUCUUAAUCACGAGACUCUUUGAGAGCAUUCAACGUUGGGCCGUUUGUUUCUGAAGCUUAGUUUGUCUCUUAUCCUACUUUGCGUUUUGAAUUAAUUUCACCCUUGGCAUAAUGCUGAAUAAGUAGAAACUCGAGUGCUAAGACAUGUUCUGUCUCCUCAUUUUAUUCUUACUUCAUCAUGAAAUAUGAAAAUGAGGGGUUAAUGUUAUUUUUCUCUAACAAUUUAAUUGGGUGUUAUAAUAAUAAUACCCGAUUAAAAUCUAUUGAAAAAAAAAGAUUUUUUAGGUAUUUACCUUUCCAGGAUCUUUUGUGCUCGCCUUUUUUUUUUAAUUAUUAAUCGAAUAAUACACUUAAUUUAAAAGGGCCAAGACAUUUUUUUUUUUAUACUAUUUAUUUAUUUAAUAAUGAAACUUCAGAAAUAAUUAAUGAUAAGGUUAUUUUGAGUUUAACAUUCUGCAGUUAAAAAUUUUUUUCUUGUGCUUAUUAAUAUUAUACCUACAUUUAAAUAUUUCAUUGCACAAGCUUAUUAAGGAAUAUGUAUUAAAUGUAUGAACUGGGUCCAAAUAAAGAUCUCAAUAUGUUAUUUUAUAAUAGAAACGUGAGUCUGUACAUAUCUAAUUGACAUUUUUGUGUAUUAAUGAUAAGGUAUAAUAUUUUAAUUAAGUUUUUCUUAUAUGUAUUUCAAUAACAUAGUAUUAUAAGUAUAUCAGGUUAGUGUGCCAUUGUACCAAAAAUUUAAGUGGAUGAUAUUCAGUAAAUUCGAUCCUUGUUCAACUUCGGUGGACUAUUCAACUUUGAGAUCUAGAAAAGCCGAUGUCUCUGAAUUAGAGAAGGAAGAAUUUUUUUAAUUCUUCUUCUAGAGGCAUCAAUUUUACACUGAAGGCUCGAAACCAAGAAAGUUCACUGAAAUUUUACAGAAAUUGCAUUUGUUGAAACUCGCCUAAGUACAUAUUUUAUUAUAAAGUUCCUCAAUUUUGUCUGUAAUCAGAAGUAUGUUGUAAUUUAACUGCAAAUUACGAAAUUGUGACGAAAGUACAAAAUAAAAUAUUUUGCACGUAAUAAAACUUUUUUU